AUGUUGACUUACUUACCUCUAUUAACCUCAGAAACUUCUGAACCUUUCAUCAUCCCAAACAUCUCUCCUGUAUCUCAACCAAAUUCAAGGAAAAAUUCUACUACUGAGGAUGAAUCAACUAUAAAUGAAAAAUCAAUCUUUCUAAAUGGCUUAGAAUCAAAUUUAUUGAAAUUACCACAAUUGAAAGAUAAUGAUGCUACUACAGUUGCUCAUGAUACAAUAAGGAAAAAUUCAUUAACUUUAUUAUGA
Molecule: messenger RNA, 249 nt
Organism: Naumovozyma dairenensis CBS 421
Lineage: Eukaryota; Fungi; Ascomycota; Saccharomycetes; Saccharomycetales; Saccharomycetaceae
Gene: SPO24
Product: Spo24p
Exons: 1
Coding region: 1-249 (82 amino acids)
Source: RefSeq, a predicted model, not a curated record